Metopolophium dirhodum (rose-grain aphid) is the source of this 910-nucleotide messenger RNA. RefSeq lists its product as uncharacterized. The record is from RefSeq and is a predicted model, not a curated record. The coding region runs from base 1 to 534 and encodes 177 amino acids. The transcript has 3 exons. NCBI's taxonomy places the organism in Eukaryota, Metazoa, Arthropoda, Insecta, Hemiptera, Aphididae.
AUGGAAAUUGAUUCGUCUCCUUGGUCAACCCAUCUGAAUGAACCUCCUCUAAUUUGGUUGCCAUUGAUCACGAUUGUCAAAGUCCGCAGUUACACCAGCACAAUUAUUUUACUCGUACUUACACGUAAAGAAAAAGUUGUUGGUCCGGAUCGUCACGACUCCUGUGAUUUUGUUGAGGUGAAUGUAUCUCAGCGCUGGAAAAUUGGGCAUUGUAAACGUCAUAGAAUAUGCGGUGGCCGUCUCUCGGACCAAACGCAUCUCGAAAGCGUUGAUCAUCAUAGAUACCGCCGGAUACACGAAAUCGAUGGGGAAAUAAAAGCACGUCAGGGGCUCGCGGUGGUCGACUGGACUCUGAGACAGUGGCUCAGGCGGCGUUGGCGGCGUUUCCGGCGUUGGCGUUGUUGUUGGCUCUGGAUGCGUCAGCAGCUGCGGCGCGGCGGUUUGGUGCUGUUUGAUCGUCCUGAGCCCACGUGCCAGAUUGCCAGACACAGUACACCAAGUGCAUGGUGGCCAAGACACAGAAUACCAGGUUGAUCAUAAUGCGGUUUGCCAAAGACUCACUAGACACCGUCACGUCCACUACACACCAUGAAGUAUCGCAGCGUAAUAACCGACGACGAGACGCUGCAGACCAGAGUCCGCACACGACGAUUGACGACCUUGUACCGUGGUCGAGGGUUUUCAGCGGCGGACCAACCGCGUCUGUUGUGGGUGUGUCCCGGACCCGGUGCCCACCGUCCCCCCAGCAUCCAGCCGGGGGACCCGCCGCUUCAACCCACCGAGCCGGGACGACCGAGCUACCUAUAAGAGACGCGCGUUCGACAGGAAGAGCAGGACACGCGGCCGCUGCGCCGACGUCACGGCAUCCGGCCGAAUACGCAUACGCGUGUGCUGUGCCCCCCCAAAAGUC